This is a messenger RNA of Syzygium oleosum, 1873 nucleotides long. Its product is annotated as protein IQ-DOMAIN 2-like. The record is from RefSeq and is a predicted model, not a curated record. NCBI's taxonomy places the organism in Eukaryota, Viridiplantae, Streptophyta, Magnoliopsida, Myrtales, Myrtaceae. Gene Ontology annotation, molecular function: protein binding. Bases 140 to 1543 code for a protein of 467 amino acids. The transcript is spliced from 6 exons.
UGCGUCUCGUGAAGGAAAAAAGAAAAAAAGGGGGAGAGCUUCGCUUCGGCUCGAGAUCUGCAUCCCCACUUCCCUCCUCCUCCUCCUCCUUUCUCCUCCCGCCGGUCGCUUCGUUCCCAGAUCAGCAGAUGAUAAGGAGAUGGGGAAAGGGAACUGGUUUUCCACCGUGAAGAAAGCUCUCAGCCCCGACUCGAAGGAGAAGAGAGAACCGAAAUCUAGUAAGUCAAAGAAGAAAUGGUUUGGCAAGCAAAAAGACCUCGUAUCCGAUCUGAACUCCCCCGCGGCGGUGGCGGAGCCGCUACCUCCGCCGCUUCCUCCUCAGACUGAAGAAGUGAACUUGACGGAUGGGGCGAAGGAAGAAAGCGGGCAUGUCGAUGCCGUCGCGAUAGUCGCUAAUUCCAGUUCAAAUACUGCUGCAGAGGCUGUUAAAUCUACUUACUUUGCUCAGCUUGCUGGCAAAUCAAGGGAGGAAGCGGCGGCAAUUAAGAUUCAGAAAUCAUUCCGAGGAUAUCAGGCAAGAAGGGCAAUGCGAGCUUUGAGAGGGCUAGUCCGGUUGAAAUCAUUGGUUGAAGGGCCAACAGUCAAACGCCAAGUUGCGAGUACCCUAAAGUGUAUGCAGACUCUAGCUCGUGUACAGUCUCAGAUCCAUUCUAGGAGGAUCAGAAUGUCAGAGGAGAAUCAAACUCUUCAGAAACAACUCCUGCAGAAACGUGCAAAGGAGUUGGAGAAUCUCAGGCUUGGGGAAGAAUGGGAUGAUAGUCUGCAAUCUAAGGAGCAAAUUGAAUCAAAGCUUCUGAAGAAAUUUGAUGCAGCUAUGAGAAGAGAAAGAGCCCUCGCUUAUUCAUUCACUCAUCAGCAAACCUGGAAGAAUCCGUCCAAGUUGACAAAUCACAUGUUCUUGGAUCCAAGCAAUCCCACGUGGGGUUGGAGUUGGUUGGAACGUUGGAUGGCUGCCCGACCUUGGGAGGGCCGGAGCACUACAGAGAAAGAGCCCAGCAAUGACCUGAAAAGUGCUAGCAUCACUGGAGGGGAAGUUACCACAUCUUAUGCUCGCUACCAACUCAAUUUGGAUAAACAUUCUCCAACAGCCAGCCAGAAGUCUAGCCAGACAAACGGCUUCCAGUCCCCUUCAACUCCGAAGCCAGCCUCAUCAGUAACCUCUCGCAAACUGAAGCUAGCUACUCCAAAGAGCAGUGCCCGAGUUGCAGACGACGACUCGGAAAGCAUGGUGAGCAUGCAGUCUGGUAUGAAUAGAAGGCAUAGCAUAGGAGGGUCGUCAGUGCGAGACGACGAGAGCCUGGGAAGCUCCGCCUCAGUUCCUAGUUACAUGGUAGCCACCGAGUCUGCGAGAGCCAAGUCCCGGUUGCAGAGUCCGUUGGGGAUAGAGAAUAAUGCGACCCCGGAUAAAGGAACCGCGGGACCUGCAAAGAAAAGGCUCUCUUUCCCGCCUUCGCCGGCCAGGCCGAGGAGGCAUUCAGGUCCUCCAAAGUUCAACAGCAGCAUUGUCUCUGAGAAUAGCGCGACCAAUGGAGGGGCAAGCUAGCUAAUAAGUUGGAGUUUCAAUAAAAUAAAAAAGAUACGUGAAGAAAUUUGGGAAUGCAAGGUCGCUGCUCAUCACAUCACAUUGAUUUCUUUGUUGUGAUCGUGGGAAGAACAUUGUUUGAUUGAAAAGUUUCGUACCUCGGGUUGGGUUAGUGGGUGGGAGAUCCCUUAUUUGUUAUUUAUUUAUUCAAGUUUAACAUACUUUCCUGUUGGUCCGGUUCUUGACAUCUGGAUGAGUGCAAUGAACCGCACUGCCAUUGCGAAUGUCCUGUUUACUCAUAGAGCGAUGUGUGCUCACAGUCAAUCGAAUAAUUUGUCUGUGUUUUCUCUA